This is a messenger RNA of Trachemys scripta elegans, 2642 nucleotides long. RefSeq names its product electron transfer flavoprotein dehydrogenase (gene ETFDH). The record is from RefSeq and is a predicted model, not a curated record. Gene Ontology annotation, cellular component: mitochondrial inner membrane. The transcript has 13 exons. Gene Ontology annotation, molecular function: electron-transferring-flavoprotein dehydrogenase activity; iron-sulfur cluster binding. The coding region runs from base 227 to 2083 and encodes 618 amino acids. NCBI's taxonomy places the organism in Eukaryota, Metazoa, Chordata, Testudines, Emydidae. Gene Ontology annotation, biological process: electron transport chain.
GGGGUGGGGACGGGGUGGUGGGAGCUGCGGGUGUGCAGUGAGUGUAGCGAAUGCAAUUGGCAGCGGCUGUGUGUGGCGUCGCAGCGCCAGGCUGACCCGAAGCUCCAGAGCGCUUUAGGGGGGCGGGGUGAGCCUAGCGGGCAGGGGGGCCCGAGGCAGUGUUCGCCCCAGUUCCAGUCCCUGAGGGGAGGCUGCCCUGUCCCCGGGGGGCGCCCAAGCAGGCACCAUGCCGCUCCCUCUCUGCACGCUCUCCAGCCAAGCACAUUGUUUGCGUGCUUUAAAGUCAGUAAAGAAAGACUGUCUACUGCCUUUGUGUAUUGCAAGAUGGGCUUCUACUUCCUCUGUGCCUCGAAUCACUACACACUAUACUAUUCAUUCUCGGAACAAAGACAAACGAUGGGAAGGGGUGAACAUGGAAAGAUUUGCAGAAGAAGCUGAUGUUGUCAUAGUUGGAGCAGGCCCUGCGGGUCUUUCUGCAGCCAUUCGACUCAAACAGUUAGCCAAUGAGUAUGGCAAAGAAGUUCGUGUUUGCCUGGUGGAGAAGGCUGCUCAGAUUGGUGCACAUACGCUUUCUGGUGCUUGUCUUGAGCCACGUGCUUUGGAAGAACUCUUACCGGACUGGAAGGAGCGAGGGGCUCCACUUCAGACUCCAGUAACUGAAGACAAAUUUGGGAUUUUAACAAAGAAUUCCAGAAUUCCAGUGCCAAUUCUUCCAGGCCUUCCAAUGACCAAUCAUGGGAAUUAUAUAGUGCGCCUAGGGCACUUUGUGAAUUGGCUGGGUGAGCAAGCAGAAGCUUUGGGUGUUGAGGUGUAUCCAGGCUAUGCAGCAGCUGAGGUUCUUUUUCAUGAAGAUGGCAGUGUGAAAGGGAUUGCCACUAAUGAUGUAGGCAUUCAAAAGGAUGGAGCACCUAAAACUAACUUUGAAAGAGGUCUGGAGCUACAUGCCAAAGUCACGUUCUUUGCAGAAGGGUGUCAUGGACAUCUUGCCAAACAAUUGUACAACAGAUACAAUCUAAGGGAGAAAUGUCAACCCCAGAGCUAUGGUAUCGGACUGAAAGAGUUGUGGCUUAUUGAUGAAAAGAAAUGGAAACCAGGAAGAGUGGAACACACUGUGGGCUGGCCCUUGGACCGACAUACGUAUGGAGGAUCAUUUCUUUAUCAUUUAAAUGAAGGUGAACCAUUGGUAGCUCUUGGGUUUGUGGUUGGUUUAGAUUAUCAAAAUCCCUAUUUGAGCCCAUUUAAAGAGUUCCAGAGAUGGAAACAUCAUCCCAGUGUGGAGCCCACUUUUGAGGGUGGAAAAAGGAUUGCCUAUGGUGCUAGAGCCUUGAAUGAAGGCGGUUUCCAGUCUAUACCCAAACUCACUUUCCCUGGUGGAGUAUUAAUUGGUUGCAGUCCUGGUUUCAUGAAUGUUCCUAAAAUCAAAGGUACGCACACUGCAAUGAAAAGUGGCAUGUUGGCUUCAGAAGCUGUUUUCAACCAAUUAACUAAUGAAAACCUCCAGUCGAAGACAAUAGGACUUAAUGUGCCUGAAUAUGAAGAAAACUUGAAGAAAUCCUGGGUGUGGAAAGAGCUCUAUUCUGUUAGGAAUAUCCGACCAUCCUGCCAUGGAGUACUGGGUGUCUAUGGAGGAAUGAUUUACACUGGUAUAUUUUAUUGGAUAUUGAGAGGAAUGGAACCAUGGACAUUAAAACAUCCAGGGCCAGACUCUGAUCAGCUAAAGCCAGCCAAAGAUUGCACUCCUAUUGAAUAUCCAAAGCCUGAUGGAAAAAUCAGUUUUGAUCUCCUGUCCUCUGUGGCUCUAAGUGGGACAAAUCAUGAACAUGACCAGCCUCCUCAUUUGACUCUGAAGGACGACAGUGUCCCUGUGAACAAAAAUUUAGCUAUAUACGAUGGGCCAGAACAGAGAUUCUGUCCUGCAGGUGUUUAUGAAUAUGUUCCCCUGGAAACAGGAGAAGGUUUACGGCUGCAGAUAAAUGCUCAGAAUUGUGUCCACUGCAAAACAUGUGAUAUUAAAGACCCAAGCCAGAAUAUUAACUGGGUAGUACCUGAAGGGGGAGGGGGGCCAGCUUAUAAUGGAAUGUAAAUUUGAUCAAAACUAUCCAGUGUACUUCCCUGACAUGUUGUAACCAAGCUGAUCACUGACUGAAUGUUAAUUGAGUGAGGUUACUGAGCCAGCUAAAUUUCAUACCACUAUGUGGUAAGAAAUUUCAUUAACCACUAUGUUAAAUAGUGAAUGUAAAGUCAAUGCAGUCAGACAGACCCUAGCCUUAGUUAUGAAAUAAUAUGCCUUUUUACUGGAUCAAAGACAGUGGUACCACAUCCCCAAAGUGCUGUUUUCUGUGACUUACAACUUGAUGCUAGAUCUAAUCUCUUGCCAAAGUUCAGUGGAAACACCCUGAACCAUAGGUGUAAAAAAUAGUGAAGUUCUAUAAUUCAUGGUGAAUUCACAUUUUCUGCUCCUUCCUAACAUGUUCUAUCAAUGCAAUCUUGGUUAAUUUCUACUUGCAUUAGGGAAAACAAGUCAAGUGAGGGAAUACUGUAUCACUGCUUUCAAAGGUUACAUAUUAAAGCAAAUAUUUAACAAGCUCCCUGUUGUUUCAAGGGAAGAAACUUUUAAUAAAGCUAGUUUGCCAUAAAACUUA